CUUAAACGACACGUAAUACAGACUAUUCAUUUUUGCUGUGUCGCGUUUUCAAUCGAAAAUGAGUUAUGGUACGGUGGUAAUGAAAAAUCUAGUAUUCCUGUUCGGUUACUUGUUUUUGGUGAAUGCUGAUGUAUAUUAUGCGCCGAGGAUCACGGAUAGCAUGCUAAGUUGUGAUGGCUUCGACAAUGACUACUUAAACUGUGAUGGCCUAUUGCUUGGCUCCCUUCAAGGCGAAGAAGGAGACGAUGCAGCGAAACUCAGCGGAUCCCUUGUAACAUUGCAGGAAAUUUUACCAGAACACGAGGUCAAAAUAGAAGUAUUUAAAAUGGCGGAUAUAAAAGAUGAGUUUAUGUACGAGUGCAUGUUCAAUUUAUGCGACAGUUUGCAAAACACUGAUUCACCGUGGUGGCCUGUUAUUGAGAAAUUGAAUGUCACUGAAUGUCCAGUCCCUAUGAAAACCUUCGAAGUUGACAAGUUGACGAUAUCUUUGGAACCGUUCAAAGAUUUCAUGUGUCAUGACUUUUGUGGGGAAUACCGCAUCCAAAUAUCUUUUAUGGAUGUCGCGGAUACGCUAUCCUGCCAUGUCCUCGAACUAUGUAUAGUAGAAUGCGAAGAUGAUGAAUGAAUUGAAAAUAAUAAAGAACAAAAAA
This is a messenger RNA of Helicoverpa armigera (cotton bollworm), 650 nucleotides long. RefSeq lists its product as uncharacterized. The transcript has 4 exons. Bases 59 to 625 code for a protein of 188 amino acids. NCBI's taxonomy places the organism in Eukaryota, Metazoa, Arthropoda, Insecta, Lepidoptera, Noctuidae. The record is from RefSeq and is a predicted model, not a curated record.